Cervus elaphus (red deer) is the source of this 918-nucleotide messenger RNA. RefSeq names its product atherin-like. The record is from RefSeq and is a predicted model, not a curated record. The coding region runs from base 1 to 918 and encodes 305 amino acids. The transcript has 4 exons. Lineage: Eukaryota; Metazoa; Chordata; Mammalia; Artiodactyla; Cervidae.
AUGGCGAUGCGCGUCUCGAAGAAGCGUUUCCGAGAGUGCGGGAGUGGCGCAUUAGCGUUUGGGGUUCCCCCAGCCGGGAACUCGGCGGGGCUUCCUCCCUCCCAGGCGUCCGAAGCCCCCGCCCUGGGGCCGCGAAGGGGCAGAGUGGGAGCCUCGUGCGAACAGCCCCUCGGCGCUCCAGAACACGCCGAGCAGUCCUUGGCGAUGGGGGUCCCCUCGCGGCAACCGGUCCCCACGACCUCCUCCCCUACACCCCCCGCCCCUCCGCCCCAGGGGAGCCCAGCGUCCACUUCCACGUCCAAACCGCCGAUCCAGGGUCUACACCCGCGCGCUCAGUCGGCGGAGCAAGGGGUCACAGAGGGCGGCAGCGCCGAUCCCACGGGAGACGUCCCACCGCUCGGAAACUCGCGAAGAGAGCGGGGAAGUGUCAUUUCUUCCUUUCUCUCCGGCUCCUCGGGAGCCCGUGGAACUCCGAGAGGAGCAGGCAGCCGGGAGAAGAAAGAAGGCGCAGGGGGGAGCCACUUACCCAAGGCAGAGCCCGAGAGCGCGGCGGCCCGGGAGCGAGCAGCGCCUUUGUCUGCGGCCGCGGCGCCGGCGCGCUCUGCCCCGCCGGUCCCAGCCCCGGCGCGCGGCGAGCUCCCGCGGGCGCCCGGACAGCCCGGCGCGCGGCUCGGCUCCGGCUGCCUCUCUGGCCCCGGCCCGGGUCCUCGCCGCCCCGCUCUCCGCCGCGACUCCGCCCCGAGCUGGGCCCCGCCCCCGGCCCUCCGGGCCCCCACCUGCUGCGGCGGCGGGCGCGCGGGGGAGCCCGGCCUUGGGCGGCAGGGGGCGGCUGCCUCCCCCGCGCUCCCGGCUCCCUCCUCCCGCAAGCCCGGCGGCCGCUCCGCCGCGCUGUUCCGGGGCGGAGCGCGCGCAGUGUAG